AUGGCUCUCAAAAGAAGAACAACCGCCAGGUUAGCUGCUGCUCAUCCUAAGUUGAAAGCUAUGGAACAAAAAGCUCAUACCAAUGCUGUUCAAACAUAUAUACCUGAUAUUCUUAAGCAUUUAACAGAACUUGAAUCUACAACCAAAAUGAAUCCCCAAAUGAUACAAUCACAACCUCAAAUUACUGUUGCAAUGAGACCAAUCUUAUUUGACUUUUUGAUGGAUGUUCAUAACAGAUUAAAGUUAUCAAGUCAAACGUUCUUCCUUACCAUAAAUAUCAUUGAUAGAUAUUGUUCAUUGAGAAUUGUUAGAAAAGAUCAUUAUCAAUUAUUAGGAUUAACCGCAUUGUGGUUAGCUUCAAAAUAUUGUGAUUCUAAAAACAAGAUCCCUUCAAUUGAGUUCCUUAGAGCAACAUGUUGUCAUUGUUAUUCCAAAAACUUAUUUGUUGAAAUGGAAUCUCAUAUCUUAAAAUCAUUAGAAUGGAACGUUGGUUCAUCAACUCAUGAUGCAUUUAUUGAUUUACUUUUGAAAGAAAACGCACUUGAUUUUAAACCAGAAAGAGUUAAUGAUAUUAAAUAUGGUGCUAAUUACUUAUCUCAAUUAAGUCAGUUCUCCACUAGAAUCACUUUCAACUAUUCAACAUCAAUGAUUUCAAUUGCAUCUGUUUUAAUCAUGACCAAUUCAUUAUCACUUUUGAAUGACAAUCAAUUUGUUCAUUUCAAUACUCAAACAGGCAACAGUUUCAAAUUAAACAAAUUAUGUGCUUUAAUAUUAAGUGUGAUUAGAGAAAAUCCACUACCAGCAUCAAUUGAUAACAAGUUUUUCAAAUCAAACAACGAUAAUACUACCUUAGAUUCAAUCGUUGCAUAUGCUAAUGAAUUUAGAAGUCAUUCACAAUUCUUUUCCCCGUCAACACCUUUAUAUAAUACACCAAUGGCUUCAAGAACAUCAUCAACAUCAUCUCAAUCAUCAAAUGCAUCAAGUCUUUUGUCCAAAUCAUCAGCUGCUUCCAGUUUAAUGACACCACCAACAUCAUGUACUGCAUCACCAAUUGAAUUCAAUGCUGGUCAAAACAAUUCAAUUGACCAACAAAAAGCUGCUAUUUUACCUUUACAAGAUUUGAAAAUUCAAUGUCUUCCAACUUUCUCCUCAAAUUAUACAACCACUCCACAACAUGUGCAAUUACAAGAUAUAGAGAGAAAGAGAACCAAUUCUUGGGGUUCCGAAGAUCAAGUUAAAAGAUUUUUAUCUCAAGAUAAUUUGGCAUCUAAUUGA
Hansenula ciferrii is the source of this 1275-nucleotide messenger RNA. RefSeq names its product cyclin CLN3 (gene CLN3). Bases 1 to 1275 code for a protein of 424 amino acids. The transcript has a single exon. The record is from RefSeq and is a predicted model, not a curated record. NCBI's taxonomy places the organism in Eukaryota, Fungi, Ascomycota, Saccharomycetes, Phaffomycetales, Wickerhamomycetaceae. Gene Ontology annotation, molecular function: cyclin-dependent protein serine/threonine kinase regulator activity. Gene Ontology annotation, cellular component: cytoplasm; centrosome; nucleus. Gene Ontology annotation, biological process: regulation of cyclin-dependent protein serine/threonine kinase activity; mitotic cell cycle phase transition.